Xiphophorus couchianus (Monterrey platyfish) is the source of this 1953-nucleotide messenger RNA. RefSeq names its product syntaxin 7-like (gene stx7l). Gene Ontology annotation, biological process: intracellular protein transport; vesicle-mediated transport; vesicle fusion. The transcript has 10 exons. NCBI's taxonomy places the organism in Eukaryota, Metazoa, Chordata, Actinopteri, Cyprinodontiformes, Poeciliidae. The coding region runs from base 109 to 876 and encodes 255 amino acids. Gene Ontology annotation, molecular function: SNARE binding; SNAP receptor activity. Gene Ontology annotation, cellular component: membrane; synaptic vesicle; SNARE complex. The record is from RefSeq and is a predicted model, not a curated record.
ACCAGCCGGUGAUGUGACGGCUGAGCGCAGACGGCAUCAUGUGACAGGGGAGUGGCUCCAAAUCAGGAAACACACACCACCGCUGCGAGCCUCAACGAAGCUUUCGCCAUGGCGUACCACGCUGGGAUUCCGGAGGAUCCCAAUGUUUUGGUCCAGAACAUCAGCUCCAACAUCCAGAGGAUCACUGUGCUGACCUCGGAGUUGCAGAGGGCGGUGUUCCUGCUGGGAACUGACCAGGACAGCAACCAGCUCAGACAGACGCUUCAACAAAAACAACAGCAAGGCAACCAGCUGGCAAAAGACACCGACAAACUGAUGAAAGUCUUCACGUCCCUUCCUAUUGGCCCAGAUCAGCGACAAAGGAAGCUACAGAAAGAUCGGCUGCUGAACGACUUCUCCGCUGCUCUGAACAGCUUGCAGAAGACGCAGCGGCAGGCGGCCGACAAAGAGCGGGAGUUUGUCGCUCGGGUCCGAGCCAGCUCAAGACUGUCGGGAGGUCAGCCUGACGACAGCUUUGGAAAUGCACCUCCAAGUUACUCCCAGGUGCAAUCACAAGCGGAGAUCAUCACCGAAGAAGACCUGAGACUGAUCCAGGAGCGGGAGUCGGCCAUCAGGCAGCUGGAGUCCGACAUCACAGACAUAAAUGACAUCUUUAAGGAUCUGGGCAUGAUGGUUCAUGAGCAGGGAGACAUGAUAGACAGUAUAGAAGCCAACGUGGAGAGUGCAGAUACCCAUGUCCAGUCUGGCCAACAGCAACUUGCAAGAGCUGCAGAAUAUCAGCGGAGCUCCCGGAAGAAGAUUUGCAUCCUGCUGAUAGUCCUGGCCGUUGCUGGUGUCGUAAUAGGACUUAUUAUUUGGGGCUCUCUCAAAAAAUAAGACCUUCCUCUUAUUGUUGAUGUUGUCAGCUGUGACAAAAUAUGAAACACAAUCCCUCUUAUCCUAAGUUGUCUGUCUAUCUUACCCUCGUCGGCCUAUUACAAAAUUUGUUUGCCUUGUUUUUGACAAUGAUGGUAGAUUUAUUGUGAAAGGUGGCCUUAAGUGAAUCAUUUGAUUUAGAUGAUAUAGUGUUGAUAUAUAUUUUUUUUCCUUUUUAUUGCUUCAUAAGUGAUGGCACAAUUAUUUUCCGAGUCUUUCUUUUGAAUUGAAUGAUUAUAUAGAUUAUGGAUAACGUCUUGGUAUAGUGAAUUAAUAUGGAGGUAAAUAUUGAUCAUCCUUCUUCCUGUCAGCUUAUAAAUGACAAUUUCAGACAAACCAGAUUCACCUAAUACCUGUUAUGCUUUAAGUUAGGAAUGUGUACAGCAAUUGAAAUGAUUUUGAGAAUGCACAUUUAGCAGUUUGAGCUAUAUUUAACACAUUAAAUUAAAAUAUAAAGCUGUCAAAGAUUCCAGACAAUAGAGGUAAGAUUCGUUCCUUAGGUUCUUUAUUUCCAAUCAAAAAUAGAUAUUUAAACAAGUUUUUCUUGGUCAAAUAAUGUAUAUACUGUCCAUCCUGUACAUAAUUCACCUGGUGAGGGCUGAGCAAUUCUGAGAAUUUUUUUUUCCCCGUUUAUUUUAUUUUUUUGUAUGUGUGUGGUUUAUUUUAACCCACUGACAUUUGACACUCCUGUGCACUUUUACAAUAAUUGUUUUUUUUUUGGUUGAUUUGAUCUCAUAUUCAUUUGUAAAAGAAAAUAUCCAAUUACGGUACAGUAGUUCAGUAGAAACUGUGUGAUGACCAUUUAUUGGACUACUACCUAUUAUUCGUUGUAUCAUAUACUGUUCAUGACCAAUCCCAAACUUAAGCCAAAGCCCAUGAAGGCCUGAUAUUAUAUGUACAGUCUUGUAAUAAAAGACAGACAUUAAUGCUACAGUUUCAGAAAUGUUCCAAUGCCUUUGUAAAAUCUUUUUCCAAUGUAUAAUAAUAUGGAGGUUUAAGAUCUGAUUGUAAUUCUCAAUAAAUUAUAGAACAAAUUGA